GAUGAAUAAGAUAGGAGGGUAUUCGGUUAUUACUAUAUAAGCUGUCUGAUGUCUUCAAAUAUACACUCUACUGCUAAACACACUACUACACUACUACACUACUACACUACUACGCUCUACUCUACUACCAUGGAAAAACCGACUAUUGCUUUCUUCGGAGCAACUGGUGGAUGCACCGUCUCCUGUCUGGCUCCGUCCUUGAACGCAGGAUACCAAUGCACAGCCUGUACGUCAGAUCAUCGAGAAAAAAAGAUCAAGAACUGACGAAGAAGUGGCCCGGACACCGCAGAAACUGAAGGAUCUGCUCCGUGAGCGCGGUGUCUCCGACGCAACAGUGGAAGCGUGCCUGACGAUCGUGACGGGGAGCAUCUCGGACGAGGAAGCGGUGCGCAAGACGCUCGUCUCACGAUACGGACGCCCCGUCGGCCUGAUCAUCUGCGGGAUUGGCGGCAAGAUGGUCUUUGACAACCCGCUCAAACCCACGCUGGAUAACCCGACCAUCUGCCAGGACGCGAUGCGCAUCAUCCUCGCCUCGGCGCGCGCCGUGCAAAAGGCCCAGCUGCUCGACGUCGCCGACGGCGUCAGUAACCCGAAACCACGCCUCGUCACCCUCAGCACCACGGGCAUCAGCUCCACGCGCGACCUGCCCUGUCUGAUGAAACCCAUGUAUCACUGGAUGCUCAAGGUGCCCCACGACGACAAGCACGUCAUGGAGACCCUGAUCAAGGGCGAGAUGGCCAAACCCCUCGCCGACCGCGGGAUCGACAACUUUGUCAUUGUGCGCCCCAGUCUGUUGACCGACGGCAAGGGCGAUGGCCUGCACAAGAUCAAGGCGGGCACGGCCGAGAAUCCAGCCGUCGGUUAUGUCAUUUGCAGGAACGACGUGGGCGCUUGGCUGUUUGAGAAUCUGGUCCGUGGCUUUUAUGGUGAAACGUACGUCGGCCAGAUUGUGACGAUCACGGCAUAAGAUAAGAAGAUACGAAUAUGAUAAUUUGCUCAUGUAACCAAUGACUUGCUCAUCUAACCAAUAAUUCACCCCCCUUUCAUCAAGGCAAG
Molecule: messenger RNA, 1056 nt
Organism: Penicilliopsis zonata CBS 506.65
Lineage: Eukaryota; Fungi; Ascomycota; Eurotiomycetes; Eurotiales; Aspergillaceae
Exons: 1
Coding region: 455-967 (170 amino acids)
Source: RefSeq, a predicted model, not a curated record